Messenger RNA from Contarinia nasturtii (swede midge), 2836 nucleotides. RefSeq names its product platelet-derived growth factor receptor alpha-like. The coding region runs from base 432 to 1916 and encodes 494 amino acids. The record is from RefSeq and is a predicted model, not a curated record. Gene Ontology annotation, biological process: multicellular organism development; protein phosphorylation; cell surface receptor protein tyrosine kinase signaling pathway. Gene Ontology annotation, cellular component: signaling receptor complex. Gene Ontology annotation, molecular function: ATP binding; transmembrane receptor protein tyrosine kinase activity. The transcript has 8 exons. NCBI's taxonomy places the organism in Eukaryota, Metazoa, Arthropoda, Insecta, Diptera, Cecidomyiidae.
UGUAGUCGAACUUUGUUCAUGUAGCCAGAUUAUUAUUUUCUAGAUUAUUUUUAAAUGAUAAUUGUACAGUGUGCUGAUAUAAGGAUUUGAAGUCAGAAUUAAAUUAAGAACAACAGUUAUUAUUUCAUGCGUUAAAGUGGCAUUGCAUGAAAAAUUAUAAAGUUUGUAACAUUUAUUUAAAUUGGAUUCGUGUAUGUUUUGUGAUUAUUUCAUAAGCAGUAGUGAAAUUAAAUGAAGCCGCCAUUCGUUUUAUUAUUUUUGUGUCUUAUGAUUUUAAUUGAACAAGAUGUAAAUGCAAAGGAAGAUGAAAAAUGUACUGAGCACGGAGUUACCAAAAUUGGUAAUUAUUUAUUAGAUGUUUUGCCAUUAAAAAAUUGGCAUCCAAAAAUAGUGAAAUUCAAGAAAUUUGUGAGAGUUACAAUCAACCGUGGAUGUAUAUACUAUUCAUAGCCAUUAUAGUUGUACUCGGACUUUUUGUUAUUGUAAUUCUAAUUUGUUUUCUUCGUGAACGAAGGAAACGGGUUCAGUUGGCAAAAAUUCUUAUGGGAGAUCCCCAGAGAAUCAACCAAUAUAAGCCACUGAAUAACCAAGCCCACCUAUUGCCGUAUAAAAAAGAAUUUGAAUUUCCACUAAAAAAGCUUUAUAUCGGAAAGGUGAUUGGUCAAGGUUCUUUUGGUGUAAUCCACAGAGGAGUUGCACAUGGAAUAUUAUCUAAUGAGGAGACAACCAAGGUUGCCGUCAAGGUAUCCAAUGGUAUAUGCGAUGACGAAGAAUUGAGGUUAUUAGUGAAUGAACUGAAGAUAUUGAUGCACAUGGGUCUAAAUUUGAAUGUGGUGAAUUUACUUGGAGCUGUUACCAAGAAUAUUGUACAAAAUGAAUUAAUGAUUAUUACCGAAUACUGUGAUUACGGCAAUAUUGGAGAUUUAUUGAGAAUUAAUCGGGAACGUUUCAUCGAUCAAAUUAAUCACUCGAAUGAUACAAUUAAUUUAUUUGAACAAGUACAAAAUGAAGAUGCCUCAAUUGACUGUGAAAGUGAUGAUCAACAAGAUUACGAAUUUGAAAUUGACGAAAAAUCUUCCAUUCAUUCUUCGAAUUUUGAAAUAACUCAGGAAUAUCAUUUAAACGACUAUUCAAAGGACCAUCCGAUGCGAGAUGAAAACGAAUAUACAAGGCUCGAUUCAAUUACAACGUGUGAUUUACUUUACUGGUCAUUUCAAGUGGCGCAAGGGAUGCAUUAUUUAAUAUCUCGCAAUAUUCUACACCGGGAUUUGGCCGCGAGAAAUAUAUUGCUGUGCAAAAACAACAUAGUUAAAAUUUGUGAUUUCGGUUUGGCGCGAGAUUUGCCUAGGAAAGGAUAUUACCGAUCACGAGGACAUGAAGCAGUUCCAAUUAAAUGGUUGGCGCUCGAAUGUCUUAGCGAACCGAAGUACAAUGUACAUUCUGAUGUCUGGUCAUUUGGCAUCGUUUUAUGGGAGCUAUUUUCACUCGGAGAAGAACCAUAUUCUGAAAGAAAAUUGGAUUCUUUUGACAAGCUAGAAAAGCAUUUAAAAAACGGACACCGAUUGAGUAAACCACAAUAUGCCACUAAAUCUAUAUACGAUAUUAUGAUGUCAUGUUGGAACACCGAUCCCAAGUCACGUCCAUUAUUCAAUAGUCUUGCAGAGACCAUUUCCAAACUUAUGAAACCUGAUGAUCUAGAGAUAUUUAUCAAUUUAAAUAAACCGUUUCAAUCAAUGGCUGGAAAAUUUAAAUCUGGAAAAACGGAUUAUAUAGCAUUGCAAGAAGUUUUCUCUUGUGAAAAACUAAAAGAAAACGAUGAAUGUGUUGUAGAAAUACCAUUGCAAUCUUUUGAUUCAUGCAGUGGAAGCAACUUGAAUUUAUGUAACACACUCGAUGGGCACAUCAAUGCAAUUUAACAAUUCAAAUUGAAACUAAAGAGCGCGUACCACUGCAUGUUUUGAUUGUUCAAAUUGAAAGUCUUUCUAGGUGUCAACGAACCACCAAAUUGCCGAUCCAAUUUUACGUCCAUUAUUCGAAAGUCUUAUUUCCGAUCUUAUGAAACCUGGUGAUCUAGAGAAAUUUAUCAAAAUAAAUCGUUUAUGGGAUCAAAUCAUGAAUCAAAUGCUGCAAAAUGUAAAGAAGCGAUAAGAUUACUGCCUAAAAUGAUGAAAAAAUAAAAUUCACGUAUAGUUGGCGCUACAUUCUAUGUAAUAAGCGUAUACUUUCCACUUAGUCCGUUGCAACGGAAAACAAGUUUGCAUAGAAUGCAGCGCCAACUAUAUGUGAAUUUUAUUUUUUAUCGUUUUAGGCAAUGAAUCUAUGGUGUUCUUAUGGCUUCUUUCGAGAAACAGAUUAUUUAGAAUUACAUCGAAUGCAUAAAACGACGAAAAUCCAAAGUCAUAAUAUAACGUUAACUUGAUUGUUCAAAUUAAAGAAAUACGAAGAAAAUAAAGAUCAAAUACUACAUGCUAUUAGUGAUACCGUUUCUUGUUGCUGCUAAAAUGUUCUUGCAACCAUAACUAUAUUAAAAACAAUGAUUUUUUUAUGAUGAAAAUGCACAAAACAUAUACACAAAACCAAUAUAUCCCCCCAAAAAUUCAAGCGCCUCAAAACUUCGUGAAUUCAAAGAAUAAAAUUGUUUAAUACACCACAAAUCGAGAAAGUAGUGCAAGUCAUCGACCAAAAGUCUUGCGGUUUAUGUUAUAUACCACGUCUGGUGAAAUGUAUACACUAUUCUAAUUUAAUCUAGAAAUACGGAUUUAAUGCCAUCAUGAAAAGAAUUUUUUUUUCAAAUAUGAAAUCUAGGUAUUCUCGACACUCUAUUGUCAAGAUAUAU